AUGGUUCAUUUCCCGGCUCCUCUUCUCUGUCUCCUUGCCGCAAGCGUUUCGACGGCAGUUUCGACGGGUGAGGGAUGCGGUCAUCCUGAUACACCGAUGGAAGACGAUCAGAACUCCCAGCUACAGACAAAGCCAGCUGCACACAGCACCGCAACUCAGGAAAAGUUUCCGGACUGGCUGCUCUGGCAGAUGAAGGGUGAGCUUGAUGACCUUCAAAGCCGCAACAGCGCACUUGAAGAAAGCACGGCUUUGGACUGCAGCUUCGUUUUCAGCGUGGAGACCGCGCAAGAGGGCCGCCUGUUUGUACCGGUAGGUAGCCGUUGCGGCUACGAUGACAGCGUUGAUGAGUCGGAUGUGGUCUGCACAGCGUCUCAGGGCCCAUCGGUGAAUCCACAGUCGGUAAAGUCGGACAUCACACCCUUUGAGUUGCAGCCGGCCGGGUCCGGCGUGAACUACAUGGUGGAAAUCGUUGCCGAUAAUGCGACUUACAGAUUCCAGCCACCUGACCAGUGGAACAUUGCAUGCCGAGCAGCUACGACUACACAGUAG
Messenger RNA from Symbiodinium sp. CCMP2592, 549 nucleotides. The record is from the annotation of a GenBank genome assembly. NCBI's taxonomy places the organism in Eukaryota, Dinophyceae, Suessiales, Symbiodiniaceae.